Molecule: messenger RNA, 525 nt
Organism: Thrips palmi
Lineage: Eukaryota; Metazoa; Arthropoda; Insecta; Thysanoptera; Thripidae
Exons: 3
Coding region: 111-494 (127 amino acids)
Source: RefSeq, a predicted model, not a curated record
GAUGCUUAUCGGGAUCGGAAGGCAACCGCGCUCGCGUCGGCGGGCCUAUAAAUUGGUCGAGGACCCCGUGAUGCGUCAGUUGCUCGAGUAUCUCACAGCAAUCAGCCACCAUGGUCAGCAAGGUUGUCGUCGUCGCCCUCGCGGCUCUGCUCUGCGCCCAGGCCUUCGUGUCUGCGGCCCCCCAGAAGGAGGAGCUGGGUGCCCACCAGCUCGGUGGCUACAUCAAGUGCAUCAAGGACUUGACCAACAGCUUCACCAUCGUCAAGGACAUCACCGGCAUCGUCAGCGGCUACAAGACCAUCUUCUCAGCCGCCAAGACCGCCAAGGCCGCCUGCUCCGAGGACAAGGACAAGUCCGCUGAGGACAUCAGCGCCUGCAAGCAGAAAAUCACCCAGCAGGAGAUCAACGACCUCAUGGCCGAGACCACCAAGCUGGGCGAGAGGAUCGUCGCUGACUGGCCCAAGGUCCAGGGCAUCAUCUCUGAGUGCUUCUAGAUGAUUUUUUAAUAAAUCACAAUACCCUCAA